UUCAACCAACACAAAAUCAUUCACAAUUCAAAGCAUUUGAAAUUCAGAAACAUUCUUCUUACACACAAGUCUUUCAUUUGUAGACCAAUAUCUUCUUUUCAAAAGACAUACAAGAAUGGGUUUUCGUUUACCGAGUAUCAUCAGAAGAGCUGCAAACCAAGCAUCUUCAAAAGGUGUGGAUGUGCCAAAGGGCUAUCUUGCAGUGUAUGUAGGAGAGAAAAUGAAGCGGUUCGUGAUCCCAGUAUCAUAUUUGAACCAAACAUCAUUCCAAGAAUUGUUGAGCCAAGCUGAGGAACAAUUCGGAUAUGACCAUCCAACAGGCGGUCUCAUGAUUCCUUGCAGAGAAGACGUUUUCCUAGAUAUCACUUCUCAACUAAAAAAAACAAUGGGCUUCCGCAUAGCAAGUAUUAUCAAAAGGGCAUCAUUUCCCAACACUCAAGCGUCUACCAAGGGAUUUGAAGUCCCAAAAGGCUAUCUCGGAGUGUAUGUUGGAGAUAAAAUGAGGCGAUUCGUGAUUCCAGUAUCAUACUUGAACCAACCAUUGUUUCAAGAAUUACUACAUCAAGCUGAACAAGAAUUUGGAUAUGAUCAUCCAAUGGGUGGUCUAACAAUUCCAUGCAGUGAGGAUGAAUUCCUAAACCUCAGUUCUCGUUUGAAUGAGUUGUAAAUCAUGCUGAGGGAUAUUAAGAUAGAUUAGUUGAGGCAAAUUUGUAUAGAAGGAUUUUCUUCAGUUAUGAAGAUUUUUCAUUUUUUUUAUUCAUUGUAUCAUUCCUAGGGAAAUAGAAAAUGUUUCCUGAAUGAGAAUGUUAUGAAUCAUAUGACAUAAUAUGACAUAAGAGACAACAUUGUUAAUAUAUAGUAGCAUCAAGAAUCUGUUAUCAAAUUUUAUUUGACAUAAACCGAGCAUAUCAGUAUUUAAUAGGGAUUAAGUACAAUGACUAUUUUGGAAAUAUUGAACAUAUUAUUUGAUA
Messenger RNA from Cicer arietinum (chickpea), 971 nucleotides. The record is from RefSeq and is a predicted model, not a curated record. Lineage: Eukaryota; Viridiplantae; Streptophyta; Magnoliopsida; Fabales; Fabaceae.